CAUCCUCCACGCGCUGCUGCUGCCGUUGCUGUGUGAUGUUAUUUGAAUGGGAGGACGAGGAAAAAAUAAACGCGCCUGUCCGUCCGUCUCUCUGUGAAUGAGUGAACGUACCGGAGACAUUUUAUCUAACCUGUCUGUCUGUGACCUAUCAAGAGGGACGCUGUUGUUAAAGAGCAGUUUGACGUCAGGACUGAUUUUCUGCAUCACCCCGGUAAGCUAUUUGUAGCGGCUACUAAAAUAAAAAACAACGAAGAAGAAGAGGAAGAAGAAGCCGGCUAAUAUAACCUGGCUCUACCUUUUUAGCUAGCUAACGCUAACAGACAGCUGUCUGCUAAUUGACCCUGAAGACGUUUAUUAACACAUUAGAAGCUUAUCGCGCCUGGGUUAGCUUGACUCAAGACUUGCUAUAGAAGCUAACUUAAUGUAGCUGGAUCAAGUUAAGAUUAACUGGCUUGUCCGUAGGGUUAGCUGGAUCAAGUUAAGACUAACUGGCUUGUCCGUGGGGUUUCCCUCCAUCAUUCUGUAAUUAUGAAAACCUGAGCGAUGGAAAGAGUGUGGGUGUCCAGGCGAGAGACAGGAAACAUGCUUAAAGAGUAACGCGCCAGUCAUAGCGUCCUAUUACUAGAUGUUUCUCCCUCUAAAUUAUUCUGUUUCAAGUGGAGGAAGAAGUAACUAUUCAGAUCCUUUACUAAAGUUAAAGUACUAGUACCUGACUGUGAAAGUGAAAGUACUACAUCCAAAACCUUACUGGGGUAAAAGUAUGUGUGCACUUGAAUUAACAAAGAGUAAAUCAAUGCGUACUCGCAUGUUCUCUGUCAUUGUUUUAUUAUAUUAAGUAAAACAUAUUUUUAUGAAUCCCAGAGGUUUCUAAAUGAUGUAAAAGUAUUGUGUCUCAUUAUUUGAGCUGAGAAGACCACAGUUCUGUAUUUAGUUUAUUCUGCCUCUGGACCUUUUAUUAUUAUUAUUGUAAAUAAUUUAUAGGUGAUAAAUAUACAGUAAGUAUUGUUCAGUGGUGGGUGAAGUACUCAGAUCCUCUACUUAUGUAUAAGUACUAAUACCACACUAUGAGAAUACUCAGUCAUUGUUCUUCUUGUAAAGAAUCUGUAGGUGAUAAAUAUACAGUGUGUAUGGUGAUAAGCUGUGGUUAAGUGGUGGGAGAAGUACUCAGACCCUCUACUUGUGUAUAAGUACUGAUACCACACUGAGAAUACUCAACUGUAAAUUAAAGUCCUGCAUUCAAAAUCUUAUGUAGGUAAAAAUAUGUAUCAGCAAAAUGUACUUAAAGCAAAAGUAUUGAUUGUGCAGUAAAAGCUUAUCGAACCGGCUUUUUAAAUACUUUAUUUAUCUUGAGAAUCUUCUCCACUCACAAAGGAACACUUUAUCCUUCAGUUUAUAACAAACAUUUAAAAUCACCACAAUAAUGUGGUUUUCACUGGAAAGUAAGGAGAUUAAAAAUAAUAACCUGAAAAGUAACUAAAGCUGUUGGACAAAUGUUGAGUAAAAAGUACAAUUUAGCCUCUAAAUGUAGUGGAGUAGAAGGAUAAAGUUGCAUUAAGUGGAAAUACUCAAACAGUACGAUUACCCCAGAUUUGUACUUAUACUUAUACUCCCUUACAUUCCACCACUGUUUGUUUCUGAAGUUGUCUGCAUAAUUAAAAGUAAUAAAUCCCUUUAAAUUAAGGUGAUGCCUUCCUGAGAUGUCUUUAGUGGUGAAAAAAGUCUUAAAUCCUGAAAAUAAACUAUCAAUCAUGCUUCAUAUGAUCACGAUGAACCUUAAAUAGUCUGUCAUAGGAUUUUCCAGGUUGGGGAAAGUUUUGGAAAAACAGUUUGAUUAAUGUAAAUUAUAAACCAUUCAUGUAUUUGUCUACUGUAAUCAUGCAAAGAGCAGACAUGGCAAAAGUAAACAAAGAUUUUCAGAGCUUUAGGGUGUUAAAUAAGUUAUGCAUUAAUCUUAAGGAGGUAAAAUGUUCGAACUACUUGAAAUAUAACUGUCGGGAAGUUAUUUCCGGCACCUAUCAUAUGUUUUAUUGUAAGAUAAUAUUCUGCAAAGUAAGUCAAACUGCAGCUGUUAGAUACAUGUAGCUAGUUAGGUAAAAUGUUUAACAUUUCUUUAUGAAAUGUAGAAAAAGUGUUAAAAAACCCCCCCAAAACAACCACCACAGGUCUCAAUGCGCUCCGUGGUCUUCUGCAUCCCGACCUCUGACCUCUAAGCUGGCCUCUGGGUAGAAGUGAGGACCUGACUCAGACCCAGUCAUGUACAAACCCUAUAAUCAUGUGGUUGAAUGGUGCUUUGUUGCACACUCGGGAUGAGUGGAGAACAUUUACGAUGCGCUCGGUGAACCGCCGUGCGGCCAUCUUUCUCUCCUUUAAUGACGGUCCUUGUUGAUGAUAUCACAGAGACAGUAAUUACGGUCGUCGGGGUGAAGAGUGAUGAGCUCAGCCUGCCCUUAACUCCAGCGGUAUAUAAAGAGACCCGGGGAUGAGACGGGAGAGUGUGUAGACGUGUGAUAACCGGCUGCCUUGAAUCCAGAAGGAAGUAGUGAGGGACAGCUGCUGUUGGUGUGUCUCCAGUCAGGAAAGGUACGGUCGGCUCUUUAGAAAAAGGUUUCUGCUGGUGUCUGAUUCUGAAUGAGACACACGUCUAAUCACAGGUUAUUAAUGUUAAUAAUGGUGUGUUGGUGACGGAGCUGCAGCCUUCUGUUGGGUUUUAUAUUGUGAUCACCAGACCUCACCAGAUACGUACUUCUCAUGAUAUAGUGCUGCUGAUGCUCUUGUUCUUAGUUUUUUUUUUCUUGGUAGUAAUCUGAUGUGUCGCCGUGAACUCUGGGAGAUUGUGAAAGGCAUCUUUCACUGUUUUCUGAUAUUUUAAACGAUUAAAUCAGUCAGUAAUUGGUGAGAUUUUCUGUGGUGUACUUUGAUAAAUUGAAUUGUGUUGAUGUGGUAUUUGAUUGCAAAUUCUGUCCCCGAAGGAAAAUUUAAGAUAAAGCCUUGACUUAAUUCGUCUUGUGCCAACAUGUUAUUAUUUUUUAUUAUUGCAGCAAAAUGGGAUUAUUCAUUAACCAUACAGCAAUGUCAUGAAUCAUUGGACUGCAUACAAUUAAAUGCAAAAAUGAAAACACACACAAUUACAGUGCUAAAGGUCUUUUGAACCAGGUUUAGUGUGCUUUUAAAACCUUAUUGUGUGGCGUAACAGCACAGUCGCAUCUGAUCAUCUCGUUGGUUUCAUGGCGGUAGAUUUAAAUCCAGAUCGAUGAGACUCCCGUCACUUAUUUUUGUUGCUGCAGGAAUAGAAAACAAAUGAGGAUGGCUUCUCUUGAAACUGUUUCAGACGAGUAAAAGGAGAGUCGAGAUCCAACAGACCAGUGCAGAAGUGUCAGAGAAGAACAUGUUGCCAAAAUAGAACGUGUUGUUAACUUAAUCUCUGCCUGAGUUACUCACCAACCUAUUUAAAAGCAUUGUGUGUCGGUUUGGAGUGGUGACAGUUUGUAUGGUUACACCAUUUGUCUCUUUCCUUUGUGCUGUGUGCAGGCUGGUGUUAGCGUCUCCCCUUUGACCUCCUGCUACACUUAAGACCGAUCAGAGGUUUUAUUUCUGCUCAGUCAGGUGGUGGAGUUGAUGAUAACAAAGGGACAUUUCUCCCCGAGCUGUGUUUACACGGGUCCAGGAACCCUGUGUGCUGAGAGACGUGGCCUUAUUGCUGAUAAUUCUGAUCGUUUGGUUUGCCUGAUAAAGCCUAAUCACCAUUGACUCACUCCCGGACUUUCUCUGUUUUUCUUAAAUGUAUCACAUGUUUGCUCGUGGCUUGAGUGGCAGUCACCUGUUUGUUUUUCUAAUCUGACAACGUCACGAGAGGAAAGUCUCAAAUUUUCGAAACAGGGAAAAACAGGCGACUUUCUAAGAACAGAGAAAGAUUUGAAAGGCUGAGCAGAGCAGAGUCGAGUGCAUGCCGCUGGGACUGAAGUCCAGCAGACUGUGACUAAACAUUUUCCCUUCCUGCUCUUCCCUCUCGCGUCCUCCGUCGCUGACUCUCGUAUUCAACAUCGUAUUCAACUUCGUGGCAGAGGCCUUCGAAGGCUGCAGACUGCCUGUCUCUUCCCACCGUCCUUUAUCUCCACAGCCACAAAUAGGCCUUGGACUCCUCAACGAGUGUGCGGUGACACUGGUCUGACCGGACGGGCUGACAUUUACCAAGCAGCCUCUGCAUUGUUUUGAUUGGACCGCGGCCGUUUGGAUCUUUCAUGCUCUCCGGAGCAAAAUCAGGACGCAGUGCAUGUGUAUUUAACGUCCAUGUUAUCAUCGCAGCAGUUUGACAGCUCCUCUUCCUCACUGGUUAUCUUAUCCGCAUGCCAAACAGAGCGCAGCCGAUGCUGUGUUUUUGAGGAGGAUAUCAGUGCACGAGAGUUUCAAAAGGCAAACGCAUGAGCUAAGAAAAUGUGAAUCCCGUUCAAGGUUUGUCCUCUAAACUUUAAUCAAUCAACUUUAAUCAAAAUUAAAUGAAUAUCGGCAUAAACAGCAAUUGUUGCAACUAAACAAUGAUCUCAAACAAAAAAGAAGCAGUCACGAUAACUCAUUAUUACCGUGAUCACCAUCACAAAGUUAACUGAACGGAGGAAAACAUUUAAUUUGGUCCAUUUACUUAAACACUGACGCAUCAUUUGCAGAUUACUUGUGGUAAGUUGAUGUAAUGUUGGAUCUUGGGUGUUCCCACAGGUAUCGUAAGUGCUUUUGUUUGCCAAACUAAAGACCACACUUCCCAUAAGCCCUGUUAUUUCUCAAUGCAAGUCGAUUCCACUCCUUUAUCACCUUUGCCUCGGUGGUGAACAGACAUUGUUUUAACUUUAGUGGAAAUAAUCUCGUGCUUAAAUGCAACGCGUACUCUGCCUUUAACCUGUAAAGACAUUAAGAAGGACAGUGUUUAUCCAGGGCAUGUCCGUCUUUGCGCUGCUGCCUUUAGUCACUCCUAAACAUCUCAUCACACGUCGCCUCCUUCACUCUUCUCUUAAUGAAAAAUAAAUGUGGAAGAGGAGAGCUGAGGCCUUUUGGACUUAUUGUUGGACGUUUAUCCCGUUGUGAACCUCUUGACCGGUGUAGGUUGAAGCAGCAUCACUGCUGGAGUAAAAGCUUCAAGUAGUGUUUGGGGAUAUGAACAUCUACAUCUAGAUAAUACAGAUGUAUGCUCUAUUGUUGUUUCACCUUUAUUUAACCAGCUAAGUCCCAGCGAUGCGGAGAGUUUUGGCAUAAAAUGAGCUGACAACCACCAAAAGACUUCCAGUAAUCGGUUAUCAGCUUCCUCCAUUUAAUUUAGCCGUCUCUUUAAUAUCUCUGCAGCGUUACACCUUUGCUGGCAAUGCUGAAAAUCAGUGGGAACAACUCAAUGAUGGUAAUGUUUGGAUUAAUGUCAGGUAUUUAAGUUAGUAGAUUAGCAAAAAAAAACAGACAUUCCCAUCAGUUAUUUCAUGGAAAAACUGGUUCAGCAAGUGAGCUUACUACAACACAGUAUAGGCCUGUGUAUAGACAUGCAUCUAUCUAUCUAAAUAUGAUAUAGAACUGAGUUCUGUAAUGGAAGAUUUGAACAAUCAUUUUCCACUCUCAGCAGCAUUGUUCCCUCCUGGCUUCCACUGAGUCUCACUAACAGCAGCAGAAGUAAGGAGGGCAAGGUUCAGAGGAUUGAAUAAGAGAGUAGUGCUCCGGGGAGAAACGAAAAGAAAUGGCACUAAAGAGACUUAAAAACAGGAUUUUCUUUUCUUAUUUUCUGUACCCUGCUUUCCACUUGCUGGAGUUCAGAAUACGGCCUCAUUAGAGAGAGCACAGGUGGACAGUUUGAGAGAGAGAGAAGAUGCAAGUCAUUGAGGAGACUUAUUGAAGGGGAGAGUCUUCUCUUUGCCUCGUCAUCCCCGAGAGGGUAAAGUUUGUGAUUAUACUCAGAUUAGAAGCAGACAGACUUGUCACAUUUCCACACAGCUGACCUCCACAGACACAUAAACUCACUUGGCCACAUGAGCAGUUUGGAUGUAGCGCCUUGCCCAGCGGCAUCUCGGCAGCACACUGUAUAUAAAGAAAGAAGAGGCAGAGUCGGUGUGUCAUUUGUUCAGACUCUCCUGGCUUUAUAAGCCAGUUAUCUGGAGGUUCUAACCCCUCGGCGACGGAGAGGUGAUCCUAUUGGCUGGCAGCAUGAUGGGUUCCUCCACAGUAGCUGAAUCGGAUGUUUUACGAGCUGCAGUAUUUCCCCGUCAGAUUCCACCGCCGGCCUUUAUGUUGUCACAUAUAAAUGGAGGAGGAAUGCUCAUUGCAGCUUCAUAAAAGAAAUACUAACGUGGGUUUGGCUCGGUGCUGGACGCUGUGGUCUUAAGUGUUGGAUUGGAAUGUGAAGGAGGCAAGUCGAUGGGGAAGAGCAGCAGACAGAACAUUUAAGCUGGCAGCUGCCAUUUCUGGUUUAUUUUCUUCUUCACUGCUUCUUCAUCCUUUCCUAUUUCUUUCUUCCUCACCGGUGAGUCGUAGCCUUCGUUUUUAUCUGUCUCUCCUCCGCUGCACUCCUGAGGAGCUGUGCUUCCUUCCACCCCCCCCCCCCCCCCUUGACUUCAUCACUGCUCCCAGGUAACCUGUGGGCAUUACUCAGCACACUCUGAGCCUCGGGGCAGACAGACUGACUCAGGGGCUUAACGCACCAGCUAUCAUUAGAGGCUCUGUAGGAAAAGACCGACGUCCUCCAGCCAGUAAAGAAGCCAGAAAAGAAGCCAUGCUUAUCUGGUCUCCUCAUGGCCGAGCCACCACGUCCAUCACCCUCCUCCGGUGCCAGCUGAUGUUUGUUCUGGCCCUGGCUGUGACAUGUCAGGGAGAGGGUCAGACGCAGUCCCCCGCUCAGGUCCUCCAGGACCUGCUGUCCCGCUACGGAGACAAUGGCACCAUCUCGGUGCCCCAGCUGCGCUCGCUGCUGGCCCUUAUCAGCCAGGGUCAGGGUGAAGGGGAUGCAGGCGACGGCGACGGCGACGGCAGCAACGUGGCGGAGACGCCGACGAUAAACACACCUCUCAAGUCCAACCGCUCCAAGUGCUUGCCUGCAGACACGCUGGCCGUUCACAGCAUCAGCGAGCAGUCCCGGCUGGACGGGCCGGGCCUGCGGGAGCUCUGCCCCACCAUGCUGCAGCAGCUGGAUGCCGGCACCUGCAGGGCGCAAAAAGAGGAGGAGUCAACCGUUGACCCCUCCCCCAGGCCCACAGACGCCGAAGUGUGGGGCUUUUCUUUCCUGAGCGUGACGGUGAUCAAUUGCUUCUCCCUCACCGGAGUCUUCAUCACUCCCCUGUUGAAGACGCGCUACAUGAAAUACGCGCUCACCUUUUUCAUCGCUCUUGCCAUCGGCACGCUGUACUCCACUGCCAUCCUGCAGCUGCUGCCAGAGGCCUUUGGUUUUGACCCCAUGAAGGAUUUCUACGUGUCCAAAUCAGCGGUGGUGUUCGCAGGCUUUUACCUCUUCUUCUUCACCGAGAAAGUCCUCAGAGUGCUUCUCAAACAGAAAAACGGGAGCCACGGCCACAGUCACUACCCCAGCACGGACCGUUACUCGUCAGCCGACGGCCACGUGGAGGAGGGCGAGAAGGAGAAGCUGCAGCACAACGGAGAAGCCAGCAGCCUGGCUCUGGCGAAGGUGGACUCGGGGGAGGGCGAGCUCAUGCUCAGUCCGGCUCAGACACCACAGGACUCCCAGAGCCCGGACAGCGGGGGGCGGUCCGCCGGCGGCUGCUAUUGGCUGAAGGGGACGACCUACUCCGACAUCGGUACGCUGGCCUGGAUGAUCACGCUGAGCGACGGCCUGCACAAUUUCAUCGACGGAUUGGCCAUCGGCGCCUCCUUCACCGCCUCCGUCUUCCAGGGCGUCAGCACCUCCGUGGCCAUCCUGUGCGAGGAGUUCCCCCACGAGCUCGGAGACUUUGUGAUCCUGCUGAACGCUGGCAUGAGCAUACAGCAGGCUCUGUUCUUUAACUUCCUGUCGGCUUGUUGCUGUUACCUGGGAAUGGGCUUUGGCAUCCUGGCCGGCCACAGCUUCUCCCCCAACUGGAUCUUCGCCCUGGCCGGGGGAAUGUUCCUCUACAUCGCUCUGGCUGACAUGUUUCCAGAGAUGAACGAGGUGAGUCGGGAGGAAGAGGACGCCGGCGGCCGCAGCUUCCUCCUCGUCUUCGCCAUCCAGAACGCCGGCCUGCUGACGGGUUUCGCCAUCAUGCUGCUCCUCACCACCUACUCUGGUCAGAUACAGCUGGACUAUCGCCAGACACACCAGCUUGGACCAGUGUGAAACUCACAACUGAGAUGGGUUUUUUUUGUGUGCGCUGGUGUAAACUGACCCCCAAGAGGAGGGAACUUCUCCUCUUGAUCUUCCUCCCAUCCUCGGUUUCCAGGACAGUUUGGCUGCUGUGCGGCAGGUACGCACACCUCCUCUUUUAAAAAACACUUGAGUAGCCGUUCAUGCAGAGUUCACACAUGCAGUAGAUCCCCAGCAAGAGCAAGAACCAGCCUUCAUUUAAAAAAAAAGUUUUAUCGACCUUUUCCCUGAGAGCUGCUCCCUCUCACACUUUAGAAAUAUCCCCUGAAGCAGCGAGUUGACUCAAAACUUUCCCCUCUAUCCUCCGGACUACUGAUCAGCCAUUUUCGGCUCCGGAUCUUGUUUUCCUUCUCUCAGUGGUUGUCAUUGAGCCUCAAGUGUUGAGAUUCACUAGAUGCAGAGUAUUUCUAUCACUAACCCUCGGUGCCCGCAGCACUUCCUCAGGAGGUGGAAAAAGCACAAUCAGGUAACAGCAGCUGUAUUAUUGACAUCCUUCUUCCCCCAGACUUUAACCUCCUGCCCUCUUCAUCACAUACCAAAAACAAAUCGUUACCAACCUGAACUGGAAUUUUAAUUAACUUCAAACUGACUUCCAGCUGGACUCAAUUGUUUGUGUUUUGAUGUUAUAUUUUUUUAUGCGUGAUAAACAUGAACUCGGACUUCUGAAGACCAAAUAUGGGCAGACCAUUGAGAAUGGUGAAGGGCUACACGGACACACGGACUUUCAGUUAGAAACCCCUGAAGAAGCCUGGACCAGAUAUGUCACGCGACAUAAAGAGUUUGAUGUUUGAGGCUUCAUGCAGAUCAACCCUCUGCGCCCUUGUCGGCGUUCCUCCCUCUAGUUUACCAUCUGUGCCCUUCAUUGACAUGUCAUUGAAUCGUUUUUUUAUUCCUCGUAUUCUUGAGCUGAAAAUGCAAAUCUGUGGUCUCCGCACAUCCCGGAGAGGCUAGUUCUCCCUCAAUGAUCUCUUCUUUUACAGUUCAGUAAAGGUUCAAAUAAGAUGAGUUAUAUAUACACACAUCUACGCCUCCUUCUCUGUGACCGUAUCCAUAUUAAUCACAAUAAUGAUAGAAAAAUGAAGUUAUAUACUGUAUCUGUUUAGGUUGUCAUGACAAACCCUCUGAUCCUCUCUGAGCUGCACUACAUGGCCAAAAGUAUGUGGACAAGCUUAUGUGCAGGUUUUUUGUGGGGUUGUUUUUCAUGGUUUGUUUAACGGCUGCUAUUUUGGUAAUAAAUUAAAUGUUUAUGUCAUUUUGUUUUAAGCACAAAUGCAAAAAACUGACCGGCUCCUCUAAUGUUAGGAUAUACAGUUAAGUAAAUAUUUCUGGAUUUUUUUGGCAUGUUGGUCAAACAAAACAACGACAAAAAGAGUUAUGAUAUGUUAUCAAUCAGACACGUUAAAGUGGAAACAGACAACUUCCCCUCACCUCUCGUGUUUCUCUGUGGUUUUAUUGUUUCUGUCGCAAAAACAAAUGGAUCACUUUACGUUUUUUACUACUAGCGACAACAAAGAACACACUACGUGUUGUUUCCCACUGUUCGUCUUGUCCUCGACUGGGGACAGUUACUGCAAAAUAAACUCACAUUGAUGGUCACAUUUGGUAACUGGGGAUAGCUACCGAUAAAUGGAGGCUUAUAGGGAACCGGUUUAAACGCAGAUGGUGUCAUUAUUCUACAUCCAUUUGAUUGUGCAAUCAAUACUUCAUACCGUUAAAGCAAAAAAAAACUGUUUACUGACACUUUAAUCGAUAACUAAAAUAUAGUUAGCUGUCUGCAGUCCUAGAAAUGUAGCUUGUUUGCUUCAAGAUAAAAUAAUAUGUUAGACGACAGGCUUCCAACUUUGUGGCAACAUUUUUCUGUUUCCUGUUUCAACAUGAUGAUCCUCACAGUUCCAAAAUCUGCUGCGAAGCCUCUGCGUACUUUUGGGCAGUGAAAAACGGUUCAUGAUCUGUAAUGGUGUGUGUGUAUCGGAGUUGUUGCCGUUUGUCAUAUUGUAAACGACAGCAACUGUGACUAGUGUUGUUUAGGUUGAAACAGCCAUUCACACCAACGUCCUCCUUUCUGCUGCUGUGGACGCUACAGAUCACUCUCUGCUGAUCCACAUUUACUGACAUCGGAGUGCACAUAUGUUUCGCCGUUAAAUAUUCAAAAAGCAACACAGAACACACAACAUGCUUUACUGUAGAUUCAAUAUUAGAAUAUAAGAAGAGCCGUAGGUUAUUAUUUAUGAGAAAUAGAAGUUGGGAGCCAUGAUUGGCUCUCACAGUGUAAAGACCUAGAGGGCGAGCUAUUAAAACGGUUACCACGAGGUAUCCUUUUUCCCCUUUUUAAAAUAUUUCAUUGACUCCUAAGUACUUGAGAAAAAGCAGUAUGUAUGUUAUUUUGGAAGGUUUUCAAUAUGUUUGGAAAGUUACAUGAUGACCUAUUUUUAUUUUUUUUUAAACUAUCUUAAGUUUAAGAUAGUUUUUUUCCAGAAUCUCUCCCAUUCAGUGACUUAAAAAACAUAUAAUAAUAAAUAACUAUACAAUAUAUAAUCUCUUGUACACUACAGAAACAGAAUGACUUAUGCUGCAUACACUUGUUGCUGCUUGAUAUUUAAGAUGUAUGGGAGAUUAUGCAUUGUUGUUAGAGCCAUAGAAUAUUUAUUUUAUGCUUUACACUCAAGAUAAAAUAUUCAGUUUCGGUUUACAUCACAAGCCAUGAAAGCAGACGAAAGUUCAGUCUUUUUGUUUGUUUAUCUUUUGUUUCAGUAUUUUAUUUUGAAGGAAUGUCGCACAUUUAAAGUCAGCAUAGACACACAAAUAUCUGAAUUUCUGGUCAGUUAUAAUAUAAACCAAUGUUUGACUUUUCUGGAGAUUUUGAUAAUUUAUUGAUGUGCUCUCAGACUUUAUAAUUUAAUAAUAAAAAAUAUUGUACCUAAUGUAAUCUAUUGGAAUCCUCAACAGCCUUCAGUGUGUCAUGGACAUCUUUUUUAUAAACAUUCUUUUCCAAGAAAA
This is a messenger RNA of Anarrhichthys ocellatus (wolf-eel), 11311 nucleotides long. RefSeq names its product solute carrier family 39 member 14 (gene slc39a14). Bases 6737 to 8287 code for a protein of 516 amino acids. Gene Ontology annotation, molecular function: monoatomic cation:bicarbonate symporter activity; zinc ion transmembrane transporter activity. Gene Ontology annotation, cellular component: plasma membrane. NCBI's taxonomy places the organism in Eukaryota, Metazoa, Chordata, Actinopteri, Perciformes, Anarhichadidae. The transcript has 9 exons. The record is from RefSeq and is a predicted model, not a curated record. Gene Ontology annotation, biological process: intracellular monoatomic cation homeostasis; zinc ion import across plasma membrane.